CUCCCCCUGUGUGUAGGGGCGGGGCCAAGGAGCGGCGGCUGCAGAGGGGAGGAGGAGGAGGCGGCAGCCCAGCGAGCAGUGUGCGAGUGUUUCUUCUGUUCUGCCAGCGCCUUUCCCUUCACUUGAUCCGCUGCCGCACUGCAACUUAUGGCUGGGGGUCGGCGAGGCCACGGCUUGAUCCUGGGGGCAGCGGGGGCUUAAGGACAAGGCCCCCAAUUGUAGCGACAGACUUGUCAUUUGGUCGCGCCACCAGGGAAAGCGUUUCUGCCGGCAGCUCCCGACUCCCUAGUAACCAUGACCGCCCGCAAGAAAUCCACGUCCUGGCAGGAGGAAGUAGCGAGGGGCUUCUCAAGGUUCUUCUCCAGAUCUUCAUCCCAGGAACUAGAGAAAGAGGCUGAUAAUCCCUCUGGAAAUGAGCAGGAGCAGCCAGAUUCCACAUUAUCCAGGUUCUUCUCCAGAGCAUCACCUCCAGACAAGGACAAGAAGUUGGCCAGUGAGAAAUCUUCCUUAGAGGAAAGUACAGAAGGAGACCACCAGAGCCCAUCCAGGUUCUUCUCCAGAGCAUCAUCUCAAGACAAGGACAAGAAGUUGGACAGUGAGAAAUCAUUCCUAGAGGAAAGUACAGAAGGACACCAGAGCCCGUCCUGGUUCUUCUCCAGAAUAUCAUCUCAAGAAAAGGACAAAAAGUUGGCCAAUGAGAAAUCGUCCUUAGAUGAAAGUGCAGAAGGACACCAGAGUGCAUCCAGGUUCCUCUCCAGAGUAUCAUCUCAAGACAAGGACAAGAAGUUGGACAGUGAGAAAUCAUCCCUAGAGGAAAGUGGAGAAGGACACCAGAGCCCAUCCUGGUUCUUCUCCAGAGUAUCAUCUCAAGACAAGGACAAAAAGUUGGCCAGUGAGAAAUCGUCCUUAGAGGAAAGUACAGAAGGACACCACCAGAACCCAUCCAGAUUCUUCUCCAGAGCAUCAUUUCAAGACAAAGACAAAAAGUCAAACAGUGAGAAAUCAUCCUUAGAUGAAAGUACAGAAGGACACCAGAGCCCAUCCAGGUUCUUCCCCAGACCAUUAUCACAAGACAAGGACAAAAAUUUGGCCAUUGAGAAAUCGUCCUUAGAUGAAAGUGCAGGACGCCAGAGCCCAUCUAGGUUCUUCUCCAGAGCAUCAUCUCAAGACAAGGACAAAAAUUUGGCCAGUGAGAAAUCGUCCUUAGAGCAAAGUACAGAAGGACACCACCAGAGCCCAUCCAGGUUCUUCUUCAGACGCACAACCCCUGACAAGGAGACCAAGGACAAAUCAUUGACACCAGAGGAGCAGGAAAAGGGUCUGAACUUGUCAAAACUGUUCAACAGAGGGACACCGCAGGACAGCAAAAAUGUAUCCAAUACUGAGGAGCGAGACACCUUCAGCUCCAUCACAAGGCACCUCUCAGUGACGUUCUCUCAGGACGAUGAACGUGACACAGCCAAGAGCAAAACAACCAAAAUCAACCUGAGCAGCCAAGAAGAUAAGAACCCCAUCACAGUGAGGGAUAACAAUGAAAAUGUGCCUGUCAGAGAAGCAGAUCAGAAUAUUUCAAAAACGGAAGAGGAAAGCAGGAUGGAUUGGAACCAUGAUGGCAAAUCUCCCAUUCAGGAAAAGCAACCAAAGGAGAAGAUCCUAGAGUUCUUUGGACAAUUCUUCAGCUUUAGCUCAAAAUCUCCAAUGGCUAGUCCCAAGCAGACCCCAGGUAACCAAGAUCAUUGCAGGGAAAGCCAAGAUGAACCAUUUAAAAAUAACCUGGAAGAAGAGUUUGUAACAGUGGAACAGUCGUUCCAGGAACCUGAUGGGGUUGCUCAGGCCACAGAGGAUAAACCUGCUAAUAGAGAAAUAGACCUUGGAACCAGUGACAGGAAGCAGAAAGAAGAAAAUUCAUCCCAAGAACUGAAGCCUAGUCCGACAGCUUCUCCAGUACAAAGGACUUCUAAUCUGGAAGCACCAUCUAUAACAUAUGGCACCUACCGAGGGUCCAAAAAAAUAAGAAAGCUUCUCAGAAGAAGAGCUGAUGUCAAUUCUCCAAUCCCUGAGAAAGAAGAAGUCACUGACACAGAGACAAUCCCUUCCAUGCUUGAUUAUAGUACUGAUAGUGAGAUAACCUCAUAUACUGAUGCAGAACUGUGUGGAGGACCUGAUGAGCAAACAGCAAAUCUAAAAAACAGUAGCACACUGCCAUCUUAUCUAGAGAGGAACACAAAGUCCGAAGAACCUUUGCAGCCAGAAUCAUAUUCACAUUCAAAUAAAAGAUAUGCAGUUGACUUACAAGGAAACUCAGAAACUGUAACACUUUUACACCAUAGUGUAAGGGAAGAAACCAUUAUUUCAAUUGGCCUACAAACAGAAGAUCACGAAGAACAAGAAGACAGAAAUCAAGGAAUCCCAAAUAGAAUACAAAGCUUUAUUGUGGAUUCACAACCAGAUAUCACCCCCAUAAAUGGUAAUAAGCAAAUUUUAAAAUUGAAUGGAACAUCUGAAGAUGAAUCAUCAAAACAAAACAGAUCCACAAUAAAUAACUUGCAAGGAGAUAUAGAGGAUAAUUCUGGUUAUGUAGAAGCUCCUCAAAAGGAAACAAAUCCUCCGGUAGAACUAGCUGCAGAUGAAAAGCCAAAGACAAUUACAAUUUUGCAAAAUGAUGCAGGUGACAUAUCAAACAGGACAGAUACUGUGCAACCCCAUGAAGUCAAAUACUCAAAGAAAAGUGGUGUCUCACUGUCACUUGCUGACAAUAACUCAAAUAUUAUAGAGUUAUCCAGUUAUUCAUCCAGUUCUACAGGAAAUAAUAUUUUGGUUAAUGAUGUUGAUGAUUCCACCAAAGAAAUGAAAUUCUCUUUACAUGAAGAUGCCAAGUUAACUCAUGAAAUGCUCUCCACUCCUCAGUUCCCUGGUCCCUUAGAGAGUGAUAAUGACAACAAUUCCAUAAGUUCUGAUGGUGACUUUGAGAAAUUACAGCACAACAAAUCUAUCACUUCACAUUUUGUACAGUCUCAGACACUGGAUAGCCUAUCAGUUGAAAAAAGCUAUAAAACGUCCAACCCUCCGUCCAAUAAACAUUGGACACAUGUUUAUGUACAAGAAUCUUUAGACAAUGUCAACCCUUCUGGAAAACCAGAUAUCAAUGAGAUACCUCAUGCUGAAGAAGUUCUCAUUACUGCUGAUAAUAAUAUUUCAGAUGAUCGCAACAAGCAGCUUAUAAACGUGCCCCCUGAGGCGGCCACCAGUUUUAACUUGAGUGCAUCUUUCAGUGAUUCUGAUCUUCAAAAAGUUUAUGCAAACUCACUGAGCAACAUUUGUUCUUUAUCUAGUUCAUCUUUAAAUGAAGGAAAUAUAAGAGAAGCUGAUUCAUUUGAUGAGGGCCAUUCUCCUACUUUUGCCAUUCCUUCUAGCUCUUCUUCGUUUGUCAGUGCAUGUGUCGAUGAGCAGCGUAAGGGACCUUUGCCUUCUUCUGAUAGUGUUGAUUCAGGGCUUAUAUCAUCAGCCUGUACACCAGAUGAAGUUAUUAUUUACAAUAAUUAUAAGCCUGAAACACUUGCCCUUGAUGACCAAGGAAACAAUAAAAUUGUAGAGUCAGAUAAAACAGUGCAUAAUGUAUUUAAUUUAAAAACCGUAGAGGUUAAAAAUACAAAUCAAGUGGACUACAUACCUACAACAGAAAAUGUUAGAGUCCUAAGUGAAUCAAAUACAAUUCAGGGUACAAAUGUAGUAAUUGUAAACAAUAUCACACCAAAGUUGGGAAAUAAUACAACCACUGAAAAAACUGUUCCUUCACUUAAAGAAAGAAUCGGAAAGCUUUCCUCUAAUCAGAUUUCCGAACCUAACUCAAAAGAUGUCUACUUUGCAAAAGUUUCUGUAAAAUCUAUAGAUGUUAAGGAGGUGAGGAAAAUUGCUCCUCAUAAUCUUCAGUCAGAAAUCAUAACAACCAGCAAACUUCCAACUCCUACUUUUGAGUCAGAAUAUAUACAAUUAUCAAUACCACCCCCUCCGCCUAUUGACAGUGAUCUCCAAGGUUUUCAGCAGGACCAAGAGAAAAGUUCCUUCAAACAUUUUAAUCCAAAAGAUGAUACCGCUUCUAAUGUACAACCAGACAUUGAAGUUGCAAGGGUACUAACAAGUACAUCACCUGAUGUGACCAUAGAAAAUAUAAAAAAUAACAAUAUUACUGCUCUCAUGAGAGCAAGUAAUGACAAUUUUAUAAAUAUGUCAUCCCUUGUAGGGACACAUGAUAAUGAAAUAGAUAAGAUAUUGUCCAUUUGUGUUUCUGAAAUGGAAACUAAAGAUGUAAAUCUACAAGAUGCUCAGAAAGAGCCAAAGGAAACUAAUAUAUAUUUUUCAUUACAAGCUAAAGUAAAUGUCUCCCAUGAAAUACAUGGAAAACCUCCAGCUUUACCCAUGCAUUCUACAAUUACCGUUGAGAAGGAUACUUUCCAGGUGGCAACAGAAAAUUCAGAAUUUUAUGAUACCUUACUAAAGCAAAAAGCUAAUGAAAUUAUUUGCACUGUUCUAAAUAAAGCUGUGGAGGAAAUUGCCCCCAAUAAUUCUACAACCGGUUCUAUAAUAUCUCUGAGUAAUGAAAACUCAGACAUAGAGGCUAUACAGUUAAAUUCAGCAAAUGUAGAGGAAAAUGCUGUUUUGGAUAGUUUUAAUUGUAGUCCUGCAAUUAUUUCAAAUGAAGUUCCUUCAGAUCCAAGUUUAGAAUCAGUAAUACCAAUUAUGCAGGAAACUUUACUUGGUACGCAAAAAGAGCAUAGCAAUGAAGCUGAAACAACAGGUAAAAUAUACAUUUCUAACAAUUCUACGCUUGAUCAUGAAAACUAUCAAUUCAGUAUAAAUGAAUUUGGCCUUGACACCGAAAAAAUUCCUAAAGAGCUUGGACAUUUGGAUGAUAUAUUGCUUUCACAUACACAAAAUUAUGGAACUAAUGUUGAUGAACUAUUGACAUCUCAUGAAGCCCUAAAAGUUGACCAUGCCAAGGUAGACACAAAUGAACUUUCAUCCACAUCAGAAAAUUAUAGAACUAAUUUUGGUGAAAUUAACCACUCAGCUAAGGAACUAUUGAUACAAACAUCUGAUGAAGCCCUAAAAGUUGACCAAUCCAAGGAAGGCAUGAAUGAACUUUUAUCCAUAUUACGAAAUAAUAUACCUAGUGUUGAUGAAAUUAACCACUCAACUAAUGAAUUAUUGACACAAACAUCUGGUGAAGCCCUAAAAGUUGACCAAGUCAAGGAAGACACAAGUAAACUUUUAUCUGCAUCAGAAAAGGAUAGAACUAACUUUGAUGAAAUUGAGCACUCAACUAAGUCAAGUAAUGAGCUAUUGACACAAAAAUUUGACGAAGCUCUAAAAGUAGACCAAACCAAGGAAAAUACAAAUGAAAAUCAGAAUUGUGAACAAGGAGCCACAUUUGUUGUGUCUGACAUUAUAGGAGUGAAGCACACAUCUUGUGAUAAUUUUCAAAAUGCCGCAGACAGUGGUUUAGGAGGAGUCAUCCAAGAAAAGGCAUUUGCAGAUGAAUCAUACCAAGUUACCAAUCAAAUGUAUCCAAAAAGCAAUGAUCCUUUUGUUUCCAUGGCCAAUGAAAUAGUUUGUGAUAUUAUCACCUCUGCUACACAAAAUGUAACUUCUGGUAUGCUACAAGCCAGUUUGAACAAGAACAUAGAUGGGAAAAUUCAAUCUGAAAUUGAAAUGAACAGUGCUAGUGUGAGCUUGACUGGGGCCGGUAGUAUAGCUACUCAGAACACAGAAAAUUCAAAGACAAUUAUAUCAUUAUAUGAAUUAGAGAAGGAUUAUAAUAUAACUGCUGAGUUGACCAACACUGAUGGUGAGCAGAACCAGGACAAUUCCACACUAGAAGGAACUGUAAAUGGCUUUGAUAUAAUCACAAAAGUGUCAAUACCUACACAUAGUCCACAUUUAGGAUGGUCCCUAGGCACAGAUGAAGAUUUUGACUCUUAUGAAUGCAUGAAUAAUACAGAUGUACACUCAGGUGAGAUAGUAGGAGAAGCUGUCCACAUGGUGGCUACAGACACAGACUUUCUCAGUCCCUUACAGUUUUCUAUACAUCAGGCUCAUGUAAUUGAAAUAAGUGAAAAUGAUGAUGACCAAGAUAAUAAUGAAUAUUAUGUGUGUGACAGUGAAGAAACUUCUGAUCAAGAUUCAUAUUUUGUUGUCCAUGCUAGGCGGAGAAGGAUUUAUCCUUUUUCUUUGUCCCCAAUAUAUGAAGAUGAUAGUUCUUCUGAGGAUAUUUUAUCCACAAGUGCAUCACCAAAGAACUCUGAAGCAGAUCAUUCAAACUGCAGUUCAAUCUUAACGCUUCUUCAGUCUGUGUCAGAUCGCUUAAAACAAACCAACAUAUUGGAUAAUGAAGAAGUAUCUCAUGAGGAAUGCAGUUCAUUGCCUGAUAUGAGUGCACACAGUUUAGAUGGACAUUCAAAUAUGGAUGGAGCUGAGAAAACUGAAGAUGUGUCUAAAACACAAGUUGUUGAUCAACCAGUAUUUUCACACUCACAAAUUCCUACACGAUCCAGUUUAUUCAUAACUAAAACUAUGCCAGAAAUUAAGUCUCUGGUAGGUACAGGACGGCAGUCCAUACUCAUGCACUUGACCAAGAAAUCAAUCGUCUUAAAUUCAAAACGUAGUGGUGAAACCUUGUCACCUACAGCAGUUGAGGAAGGUUUGCCUUUACAAAAAUUAGAGGAUUCCAAUUUAAACACAGAGUCUGCUGCAAUUCCACCCCUUGUAAAUCAAUCAGCUGUACUGGUAGAAGAAUCAAGUAAACCUAAUCAAAAAUUUGAAGUGGAAGUAAAAUCACACCUGGAAUCAAGAAAUGUCCACUAUCAGUCUAAUCUGAACAGUCAAAAUAAUGCAAGGCCUCCAGAACCUAAAACCGUUAAUUGUCAAGAAAACAUAGACACUUCUAAACAAGAUGAUUCACUAAUUCUAAUUAAUCCAAAAUGUAGUGUUGAAGGCUCUUUACCUCCAACUCUUGAGGACAGUUCUUCUUUACAGAAGGAAGUGAAUUCCAGUCUUCUAAACUCUAAGUCUAAGACAGAGGUUGUCUCAAGCCCAUCUCCUUCUACAUCACAAACAGCUUCAGAAUCAGUUCUACCCAUCCAAGUACCUGAAGUUGAACCCAAGUCACACCACACGAUGCUGAAAAAAUGUCCAAGCCCUCCAGAAAUUAAAAGAGAUGAUUUUCAGAAGUUAGAACAAGAUCAUUCCUUAAAAACACAAGCUCCCCUGAUGAGCCCUGAACAGCCAGAAACCAUAAGGUACAACCCGAGGCCUGGAAAAGUGGUUCUCUCUGAUAUCCUCCAUCCUGAAAACAAGAUUGAAGUGAAUGCUGAUGUUACUGGUGCAUCCUCUUGGAUAUUCCCAAAUGGAGUAAACAUCCGAGUAAUUAGAGGAUGCUGGAUUCUGUAUGAAAAACCAAGCUUUGAAGGCCUUUCUCACGUGCUGGAGGAAGGAGAAGCUGAGUUGUCCUACCUUUGGGAAGCUCCACAAUCCACGUCUGAGCCAAAUAGGAUUAUAAUCGGUUCCAUCAAGAGAGUUGUUAAGGACUAUAUACCAGAGAUAAUACUCUCUCCACAGUAUCCCAUUAUUGGCUCGUCGAUUCAUCUGCGAACAGAAGUCCCGUCCAUAGAAAGCCUGAGCUGUCACAUACAUCAUUCCUUGGUGGUGAAGUCAGGAGUUUGGCUGGCAUAUUCCCAGCCUCAGUUUAACGGUCCCGCGACUGUCCUAGAAGAAGGCUCUGAAAUACCUGAAAUUCAGGAAUACGGUAUCAGAUCUGUCCGCCCUCUAAAAAUGGGAGGAUUAAAAGUGCAGAUGCCCAGCGAUCCGAAGAUAAUCCUCUAUGAGAAGCCGUAUUUUGAAGGGAAGUUUAGAGAAUUUGCUGAGCAUAUUUACUGCAUAAAAUCUCUCUUUUCUGAUGACGACGAGCAAGAAAUUGGAUCUAUUCGAGUCCUUGGGGGCAUAUGGGUUGGCUAUGAUCUGGAAAGGUUUAAGGGGCGACAGUAUCUCCUAGAAGAAGGAGAGUAUCCAGACUGGCAGUCGUGGGGCGGAAGUCGCAGCAGUCUGCACUCCAUGCGAUAUCUCCAAGCUGACUUCAUGGAGACAUCUGUUACUCUUUAUGAAUCAGACAGAGAAGAUCUGAAACAACUCGAGGCUUUCAAUCUGGGGAUUCCUGACGUGGAACAGGCUGGCUACGGCCCAGAAACCCAAAGUAUUCAUGUGAAAAAGGGAAUGUGGGUUGCCUAUGAACAGAAGCAUUACUGCGGGGAGCAGUAUAUCCUGGAGAAAGGCAGAUACAAGAGCUGCGCAGACUGGGGAGGAAAUAAUAACACAAUUAUGUCAAUAAGACCAGUUCUGUUGGAACCUCAUGGGAGCAAUGAGCCUAAACAUUUGAUAAAAUCGUACAGUGGCGUGAAUUUCCGGGGAGAGUGCGUGGAUUUCACAAAGGAAGUGUCCGAUUUUAAGUCCUUUACACCCAGCUCAUUUAAGGUGUUAAGAGGAUGCUGGCUCUUGUGUUACCAAGGGGACACGUCUGACAACCUGUGUGUGCUUGAAGAGGGGCAUUUUCCUGACAUGGUAUCCUGUGGCUGCCCGGCAGCUGUGAUCAAGUUUAUCCAGCCAAUAGAUUAUGUGUUUGCUGAGCCCUCCCUCAGUCUGUUUUCCCUGGAUUCGUGUGAGGGGAGAGAGCUGCACUUUGAGGAGGCUGUAAAUUCUGUACUCAGUCGGGACCUUCACUUUUAUACCCAGUCAGUGUGGGUAAGAAGUGGACUGUGGAUUGCCUAUGAAGAAGCCCAUUUCUUAGGAAGACAAAUACUACUGGAAGCUAAGAAAAUUCUCAACUGGGCAGAAUUCAGUGGUUGGAAUGCCAUCGGCUCCCUCCGACCUUUAAAGCAGCCAGCCGUGUAUUUAAGGAUUAAGAAUCGGCACAAUAACAAAUACUUGACUGUUACUGGAAAUCUAGCGGAUACCAGAGCCAUGUCUGUUUGUGUAUCUCCCAGGAACGGGCCGAGCACUCAGAUAUGGUAUUUCUGCAGAGGCCUUUUGAAAUCUAAGGCCAGUGACACAUGUCUAGAUAUCAUAGGAGGCAAAAAUAUUCCGGGUUCAAAAGUCUCUCUGUGGACAGAGCUGGGAAAGCUCAGACAGAAAUGGAGGAUCCACAAAGAUGGGACAAUUGCAUCGUAUAUAAGUGAGGAACUUGUUCUGGAUCUAAAAGGUGGAAACUACUACGAUCAAAAUCAUAUAGUCGUAAAUAACCUCCAGCCGGGUCUUUCCACCCAGAAAUGGGACAUUGAAAUAUUAUGAUGGGCAAUCGCGCUCGAGCUGGGACCACUGAAGAUCUCCUUGGCAUCCUCUGCAAAUACUUCGAGCACAAAAAGGAAACUACUGAAGUCGUAUCCCACUGGAAUGCCUUACAAUAAAUCACCACUGGCCCCAAGAAAGUGGAUAUAUAUGGAGAUGAGGACUUGCUGUUUUAAGCGAUCACUGGUUAAAGAAAUCCCCCGAAGAAGUCUUUUCUUUCUACCUUGGCUGUAUCCCUUGUGCUUCUACAGCUCACUGCUAUGGAAACUCUUCAUAGGGAAAAACACACUCAUUGGUUUCCUGGCUUCUUCCUGUUAGUAAUGACUCCUGUUUUUCCUAAUCUGGCGGCUCAUAAAAGGAAAAUACCAUACGGCCAAAAAAAGGGUCUUUUUCAUUACUGCUUAAACUGCUUACUGUACAAACACUCAUUUAUAAUAGAAAUAUCUACGGUAUAUUGUACAUACGUAGCAUAGAAAGGAAAUGUAUAUUUUUACCUGUAUCAUAUAUAUAUAUAUUUGUUUGUACAGGAUAUAUAAAAAAAAUCUAUUUAUAAAUGCCUUGUACUUUACAUGUAGAUAUGUAAAUCCAGUCUGGCGAGCUCAUGUCACUCAUAGUAUUUGGUUCAUUUGACGUUUGGACAGGUUGGAAGGAUGAGUUUUCCCUUGUGGUCCUUAUACGGGUCCUUAUAGAAUGCUCGGGACCUGUGGUUUUCUGGAUAACAGAUAAUACAUAAUUUGGAUCUUCAUGCCUUAAGUCUACUAGAAAAUCAUGUAAACAUUAAAUAAACCC
Molecule: messenger RNA, 10122 nt
Organism: Xenopus laevis (African clawed frog)
Lineage: Eukaryota; Metazoa; Chordata; Amphibia; Anura; Pipidae
Gene: crybg3.S
Product: crystallin beta-gamma domain containing 3 S homeolog
Exons: 22
Coding region: 295-9336 (3013 amino acids)
Biological process (GO): visual perception; lens development in camera-type eye
Molecular function (GO): structural constituent of eye lens; carbohydrate binding
Source: RefSeq, a predicted model, not a curated record